Messenger RNA from Strongylocentrotus purpuratus (purple sea urchin), 834 nucleotides. RefSeq lists its product as uncharacterized. The transcript is spliced from 7 exons. The record is from RefSeq and is a predicted model, not a curated record. NCBI's taxonomy places the organism in Eukaryota, Metazoa, Echinodermata, Echinoidea, Camarodonta, Strongylocentrotidae. Bases 211 to 834 code for a protein of 207 amino acids. Gene Ontology annotation, molecular function: protein binding.
GUCAAGUCGUCGUGCGAUAAAUGAAAGGAAGAAAUACAUUAUUAAUGCAUCUUUGAACAACGAGAUACACAUGUGAAGAACUAUUGAAGAAGGCGAAAUUGGAUUUUUACUUACGCUGGCGCCCAGAAACUGUCGGCAGAAAGAGAGCUUUAAAAUGGAUCCCUGAGACACCUUAAAACGGAGGGAGUCGUAGAAAUAAAAAAAGACAUCAUGGAGUUCCAUCUACUCGCAUGUUGGUGUUUUAUGCUCGUCAUGUCGAGAUUGAUGACGUCACAUGCGCUAUCGCAUGGGCCCGGACGCUGCUGGAAUACCAUCAGUGCUUUGAUCACCGUGCGUGAGACGUUUGCGGAAUCGAAGACAAAACGGACAGCGACUUGCUGUGACUGGUUCUGCAUAUCAAAAUGUUCUUCAUACAGAAUGGUUUAUCGUACUGCUUAUCGGAACGCGCUACGGACGAUGUACAAAAUAGAUUUGGGAUGUUGCCCAGGCUGGAGACCUCAGGAAGGGCACUGCGUACCUGCUUCCAUACCAGAUGGUCGAGCUGAGGCAACCCUGGUCCCAUUCCUGCCUGGAAGACCACAGGGUGAACCAAGGUCUUCAGGGGCUCAUCAAGGUGAUACAGGAACCUCAUCACACACUGUAGAACAAGUGAUCAUUGUCUUCAUGCCAUGGAAUUUCACUGACAUCAACUUAUCUUCAAGACGUCAACCAAGACGCCCUUAUGAUUACUUGAACGAUCAUCUGGUAAGGACCAGCAGGCUGGUACUUCAUCAGGAACCAAACCAAUCUACCGUGAGCCGAGGUUACCGGGUCGAGGAGACUCAGCACACGUAG